AUUUGCCUGAUAUCAAGGUUGCUGUCUUCUAUGGUGGUGUCAAUAUCAAGGUUCACAAGGAUUUACUAAAAAAUGAAUGCCCUCAUAUUGUUGUUGGCACACCUGGAAGGAUAUUGGCACUUGCCAGGGAUAAAGAACUUAGUUUGAAGAAUGUGAGACAUUUUGUCCUUGAUGAGUGCGACAAGAUGCUUGAGUCACUUGACAUGAGGAGAGAUGUGCAGGAAAUAUUCAAGAUGACACCUCAUGAUAAGCAAGUUAUGAUGUUUUCUGCAACACUUAGCAAGGAAAUAAGGCCUGUUUGCAAGAAAUUUAUGCAAGACCCAAUGGAAAUUUAUGUAGAUGAUGAGGCCAAGUUGACUCUUCACGGGCUUGUACAGCACUACAUUAAACUUAGUGAGAUAGAGAAAAAUCGCAAGUUGAAUGACCUUCUUGAUGCCCUGGAUUUCAACCAAAUUGUCAUUUUUGUCAAAAGUGUCAGUAGAGCAGCUGAGCUGAACAAGCUGCUAGUAGAGUGUAAUUUCCCCUCUAUUUGCAUCCACUCUGGAAUGUCACAGGAGGAAAGGCUGACACGAUACAAAGGUUUCAAGGAGGGGCAUAAAAGAAUUCUUGUGGCAACAGAUUUAGUUGGACGGGGAAUUGAUAUUGAACGGGUUAAUAUUGUUAUCAACUAUGACAUGCCAGAUUCUGCUGACACCUACUUGCAUAGGGUGGGUAGAGCAGGUCGAUUUGGCACCAAGGGGCUUGCAAUUACUUUUGUCUCAUUGGCCUCUGACUCUGAUGUCCUUAAUCAGGUUCAGGCAAGGUUUGAGGUGGACAUAAAGGAGCUUCCUGAAUCAAUUGAUACUUCUACAUACAUGCCAUCAUGAUGGAAGUCAUGAUUGCAGAUGCUUGAACAUUGUUGGCGAUUAGGCAAUCUGGGAGGGAAAGAUUGUGCUGGAAACUGUAGGAUAUCCUUGUUAUAGUUCUAAUACUUGGUGAGGGAAACAACUGAUUCAGUUGUUUAUUUGUUUCUGAUGGUAUUGAUAACUUCAGUUAGUACCCGAUAUACUGAAGGUAGCGGUGCACCAGGAGACUGACAUUUCGCUGAAUAUCCGCAAAUAACAGAAAUUUUGGUGCUAGCUGGACAUUUUUGAGGUUGUAUUUGUCAUCAAGAUAUUUCUAUUUUUAUUCAUUUCGAUUUGGUUUACCCCUGUUCUUGCACCAGCGUGUUGACUUCGCAAUAGAAUGAAAGUAAUUAGUUGACAACUUUUAUGGACAAGAAGUUCUUACCAUAUGAUGUGGAAUUUUGUUUUUAAAGGGUGUGUGAUGUACUCAUUUUUAUGUUACUCAUUCUGUUUCAAUCAAAAUAAGUUAUUGUUGUUGUUGGUUUUUUCUUUUCUUUCUUUGUUUUUUUUUUUUUUUUAAUAAAUAAAAUAAGAAUUU
This is a messenger RNA of Rubroshorea leprosula, 1422 nucleotides long. NCBI's taxonomy places the organism in Eukaryota, Viridiplantae, Streptophyta, Magnoliopsida, Malvales, Dipterocarpaceae. The record is from the annotation of a GenBank genome assembly.